GCACGUGGAGUGGCGCGAACAAUGAGUGGAGUGUGCCGGCACCACGCGUGCUCCGGGCCGUGACCAGAGCGGUGCCACUGAGCUACUGCUCCCCUCCCCUCCCACCCACCCACCCAGGGAGGAUCAUUCGUACCAGAUGAAGCUCUUUUGAGGAAUAUAUUGUUUCUUUGAAGAAUCGUACGCAAGGAGGCUAUCCAGACAAUGAAGAGUUUACUCGUUUUUGAUUUUGACCACACAAUUGUAGAUGGGAACAGUGAUACUUGGGUUGUGAGAUGUACUCCUAAAAAGAAACUUCCAGACUGGCUUCGUAAAAAAUAUGAUGGAAAACACUGGAAUGAAUACAUGCAAAGCGUCCUCAGCUACAUUGGAGACCAAGGAAUCAAAGAACCUGAGAUAAAACAGGUUAUGGAAUCUAUACCAUAUUGUUCGGGAAUGGUUGAUCUCCUAAAGUUCAUCUGCCAAAACAAGGAUAAAGUUGACUGCCUUAUUAUUUCUGAUUCCAACACAGUUUUCGUCAAUUGGAUCUUAGAGUUUACAAAUACAAGGUUGGCUUUUGAUAGCAUUCUCACAAAUCCGGCAACUUUUGAUGAACAAGGUUACCUUAGAAUUAAGAAUUUUCAUUCUCAUUGUUGCCCACAAUGCCCUGAUAAUCUUUGCAAGAGAAAAGUGUUAAAUGACUUUAUUGCUGAUCAACAAAAAGUGGGAGUACAAUAUAAAAAAAUAAUUUACACAGGUGAUGGAGCAAAUGACUUGUGCCCCAUUGAAAGUUUGGAGGAAAGUGAUGUUGCUAUGGUCAGGAAAGGGUACAAGUUGGAAAAGCUGGUUAAUGAAAUGGUUGAAAUAGACUCUUGUCAUAUGCGACCAUUCAUAGUGAUAUGGUCUUCAGGUGAAGAAAUCCUGUCUUAUUUGAAAACAUACCUAACUUAAGUCUCUGUUUUUAAACAAAAUAAAAUUAAAGCCACCAUAAAUGUUGUAUUUAAUUUUAUAAUUCAACAAUUCAUAAAAUUGUCAAAAUUACCGAAGAAUAAAGAUACUUCCGUGUGCCAAUUUUAUAGUUUAACGAUUUCUAACAAUCAAACUGUAGACUGAAUUUUUCUUAGUGUAGCCUUAACUUUGUUAACUUUGGUUAACAAAGGAAUUUGUCCACAGCAUAACUUAUUAAAAAAAAUAUUGGGGUUACUUUCCCAGCUGGAGAAUGAUAGAUUAACCAAGACUAUAACAAUCUUGUUAAAUUUAACUAAUUCACCCUUGCAAAACAAAGUUAUGUUCCAUUAUUGAGAAGCAGGUUGAUAUACAUUUCAAUAAGCUCUGUGAACUGAAAUUUUAAGAGCAUAAUCGUAUCAUAAAGAUGCAGUCUAUAAACUCAUGUUGCAGAAACGUAAUUGCACAUGAAAAUCUAUGGUUGUAUGUCUGGGGAAACGUGUUCGAAUAUGUGUAGUAUUUCCUAUUGGUAGACUAUAAUGCAAGAUCUUUGAGUUGUUCUGCUUGCUUAUUUUUAAAGUGUAUUUAUGGAGGUUGAUAUCCUGCAUGUUCUGUGCUCAGGAAGGAAUUAUUAAUGUUAAAAUAAUAUGAAUUUGUGACUAUUUUACACCUAUUCCCACCUCAAUUUACUAUAUCGAUUUAUUUCAAAAGUGAAAUCAGCAGGUAAACUUGCAGAAAUGAAGUGUUCAUCCUUUGUGGUAGUUAAACAUCUAUAAAUUAUGAACUUAAGACUAUAUGAAUUGAGUCAAAUAAUGAAUGUAUAACUAUACCUACAUUUUUUUUUUGUAAUAAUGCACUAUUUUAGAAAGUGGUGACAUGCAAGAGAAUAAAUAAAUUAAAUAAAUAAAGAGAAUUAAUAAAUGUUUUAUUAAACCA
Molecule: messenger RNA, 1857 nt
Organism: Amblyraja radiata (thorny skate)
Lineage: Eukaryota; Metazoa; Chordata; Chondrichthyes; Rajiformes; Rajidae
Gene: phospho2
Product: phosphatase, orphan 2
Exons: 2
Coding region: 202-927 (241 amino acids)
Molecular function (GO): phosphatase activity
Source: RefSeq, a predicted model, not a curated record